Messenger RNA from Aegilops tauschii subsp. strangulata, 2274 nucleotides. RefSeq names its product pectinesterase inhibitor. Gene Ontology annotation, molecular function: enzyme inhibitor activity. NCBI's taxonomy places the organism in Eukaryota, Viridiplantae, Streptophyta, Magnoliopsida, Poales, Poaceae. The record is from RefSeq and is a predicted model, not a curated record.
AAUUAAAACUGAGUUACAAACAGAAACAGGUCAAGUAUCAGCAUGAAGUUUCCUAUAAUACACUUUCUCCACAAGACAACUAAAGACACGUCUAAAUCAUUGUAUGGCUGCUAGGAAUAGAUGUGUGAAAUCUAAAUAACCUUUAGAUCCAUCUAAGAUUUCGAUUCCCAGUAAAAAAAAGAUAUAAAAAAUGGGACCCAAAAAAUAAAUCCUAUAUUGCUUCAUAAAACAUAAUCUUCCAAUAUUGCUUUAUAUAAACGAAAAUGCAUCAGUGCAUUUGAGCAUGCAGCACACACUGGUGAGAAUGCCCACUUCCAUGUUUUGAGAAGUUCUGACAAAACUUAUAUACAUGUACAUUGUUGGAUGUAGUUCGAAUCUGCAAGUGUUGGUGCAAAAAUAAAACUAUCUAUUUAUGUGCUAGACAAAAAAGACAAACUGUUUACAUUUAUAGUUGUUGUUUACUUCUGUUCUUGUUUCUCAUAAAAAGGUUAACCAGCUGAAAAUGCUAUCUUUUGCUACCUCUAUGUGUCUGACUCUCUGUCACGCUAUGUGUCUGACUCUCUGUCACGCGCACUCUGUGACACAACUGCCAAUAUUCGCAUUGGCUCUCCUCGUAAUAAGGAGGUCCAUGCUUUUCCUCUCCACCGUAAAGAAUAACCCCUAAAAAUGCACACGACGCAGGCACUUUCUGUUAACCUGUCUUUAUUUAGGCAAACGCAUUACCAUAUAAGGAGGACCUUGCAUGGCGUCCCGUCUAACUUGAGCAACAUCGCAUGCGCGCAAACCAAACCUCCCAAUGGCAUCCUUCUACGCAGCCAUAGGUUUCAUCCUCCCCUUCCUCCUCGCCAUCGCAUUGCCCCAAUCUACUGGUUCCCCUGCCGUGGCGCCGUCGACCACCGGGUCGUUAUCCAUCGAGGACGCCUGCAAGCAGACCGCCAAGCUCUACGACGUCUGCAUGGCGACGCUCUCCCCGGACCGGUCCUCCUUGACGGCUGAUGCUGUGGGCCUGACCAGGGCGGCCAUCCUGGCUGUCCAGAAGAACGCGUCCGAGACAGCCACAUACCUCACGAACAUCGAUGAAGAUGACAACUUCAAUAAAACAGCACAGCUGCAACAAUGCCUCGAGGACUGUGGGGAGCGGUAUGAGGCAGCCGUGGAGCAGCUGGCAGACGCGACAAUCGCGCUGGACAUGGGGGCAUACGACGAGUCGCAGGUGCUGGUAUCUGCAGGCCAGGCGGAGGUGAAGCUGUGCCAGAAGGGGUGCCAGGACUCACCAGAACACCAGAGCAUCCUCAUGGCGCGCAACACCGAGGUCGACCAGCUCUGCAAUAUCACUCUCGCUAUCGCCAAGCUUAUCCCCCGGUGACCGGACUCUGCUCGCUCAUGGUGGUAUAUGACUGCCAUAUUGUCUUUUGAAUACAUGGUGGCUAGUGAAUUAAUUUAUCUAGCAGAUGGGAGCCAGACCUUCUGUGUAAACUAGCUGAAUAGCCAUAUUUUACUAUGUUAGAUAACCAUGCUGCGCAACAUAUUAUGCUAUCAUCGUCAUACUCAGUCGGGUCCACACCAAAAGAUUAAGUUAGUUCAUUUCAUUUUCUUCAGUAUACAAAUUGACAAUAUGUGUUGCCCAAAAUUGGCAGGUUUCACCUGUUCCAACAUCGUGCACCAACAAUGAAAUUCAUUUUUUUUCACAACUAAAGUGUCCCUUUUGAUUCAACUCAAAUCAUCAGGUGCAUACUCGGUGCAUCCAGGUGCAGAAAAUCCGCUCUCCAUAGAACAUUUCACAUUGGAUACAAUGGAACAUGAACAACAUGGCAAAACUUACGAUAACUAAGAAAAUCAUUCCGCACGAACGAAAUGAACGAAUUUCAUUGCCUUUCAUCACUAACAUUGUUCCCUAAUAAAUAUUUAUUUCAACUGAACAACACGUAGAUUUUCAACUACACUUUCUUGACAAUCUGGUAAAAAAAGUUUUGAGUUUUUAGGGCCUGCUUGGUGCUUGCGAUUUUGGUGGCCUACUUAAAACAAUCUAUUUUGUUAUUUUACAUAGUACUAACUGACUGAGAGCCUCUUGUUUGGACUUUCAACCCAUAACAAGCAUAGUUCGCUAGAAGUGGCAAAGAGCCCAGUGACAAGCAUUGAUGCAAAAGCAUGGUGCAAUAAAGCCAGAUUGGUCGUUAGGCAUCUGAUCCUCAAACGUAGGACUAUGGGGAUUUCAUGAUAAAAUCAACAUCUAUUUCUCAAAUACAUGUGAUUCGUAUAAUAUAAGACCAAAAC